UCGAUCGUCUCUUUUCCGGGUUUCGACGUGAUGACGCACGUACGUUAGCCAUACCAUCAGUCAGCGUAUGAUAACAAUAAACAACCCUGAAACAAGAGAUACGCACUGACGGGACCUGUCGCUCCGAAUCAAGUCAAACUUAGCGAAAACAUGAGCUGACACAGCCGCGGACAGUUGGAGUAAAGUAACGCGGGAGCCUCGUCCGUCCUGACACCAAGUAUUUUCAGUUUUUUGUGUCAGACCUCGGGGAGAAGUAGAGUUGCGGUUCGACCCUUCCUUAGCCCCUCGUAGCUAGCUGUGGCUCAUUCCUUGUUCUUUGCACACUUCGUGUUCGCCUGUUAUGCAGUUGCCAGAGGACUGUAGCCGCACUCGUUCUCCUCCGCCACCUCUUCGCUCCCUCUCCCCGCUCUCUCUGGCCCUAUGUCUCGCUGGCUCUUCCCCUGGUCGGGCUCUAUCAAGAAGCGGGCCUGUCGGUACCUCUUGCAGCACUACCUCGGCCACUUUCUGCAGGAGAGACUGAGCCUGGACCAGCUGGGAUUGGACCUGUACAACGGCAGCGGUGUCAUCAAGGAAAUCAACCUCGAUGUCUGGGCGGUCAACGAGCUGUUGGAGUCUCUGGGAGCUCCCCUGGAGAUAGUGGAUGGUUUUGUGUGCAGCAUAGUGGUGACCAUCCCCUGGCAAGCUCUCCUGACUGAUCACUGCACCUUAGAAGUUUCUGGUCUUCAGAUAACAUGUCGACCAAAGUACCGGACCAGCGGGGGCUGGGACUCACAGGGCUGGUCAUCCAGCAUGACCUCCAGCAUGCAGCUGGCUCAGGAGUGCCUGAAAGACCCCCCAGAGGCGUCAGAGGAGCCACCUGCCCCACUGGAGGGGCUUGAGAUGUUUGCACAAACCAUUGAGACGGUCCUUCGUCGUAUUAAAGUCACCUUUAUAGACACUAUCGUUCGCAUCGAGCACCAGCCCCAGGACCUGGAAACAGGCAUUGCCUUAGAAAUGCACAUUAAACGGCUGGAAUACUUUGACGAGGCGGUGCGAGAUCCAGCCAGCCAGACUGCUGUGCCUGUCGACAUCCACCAGCCACCUGCCUUCCUUCACAAGAUCCUCCAGCUGAGCGCUGUUCAGCUGUUUUAUGACAGCAUCGGCACAGUGCAGGGUUUUCCUGAGGAGGAACACCCAGAUUCAGCGCCAGCAAGUGAAGGAGAGGAGGAGGAGGAGGGUGAAGAAGAUGAUGAGGAAGAGCCAAAGCCGCUGGCUGUCCCUCCCUGUCCGACAUCUCAGCCACUGCUCAUAGGAAGCUGCUCUGGUUUCAUCGAGACCACCUUCAAGAUCAAAAAGAAUGACAUGUUGCCUGGACCAAAGUUGGAGUUGGAUGGGAAGGUGGGCUGUGUCCACAUGCUGCUGACUCCAGAUCAAAUAACCCAUCUGACAGACCUGCUGGCAGCUCUCUGCAUAGACACUGAGCAAGAUACCAAGUGUGGUGGAGUGCACAGCCGCCCGUUAGACUCAGACGACCUGCGUAUGAUUGAAGAAGAUCUCAGUAAACAGCUUGGUUCCAGUCCCAGGGACAGGGAGUGGGAUUCAGAACUUGACCUGGAGCCCUAUGUCACUGGCCUGGAGAAUGGAGAAAUGUUUUUCUCUAUGGGUCCUACUGGGAUGAGCAGUAGCGUGACGUCUGUACGUUCCGGCAGUGAGCUGUCAGACAGCGAUAUGGAGUCCUCUACACACAGUCUAGCCAGCUUCACACAGCCUGCAGCACUUUCUGGACAGGGCAUGAUGAACUGUCCCAGGAGGUAUCCUGUAGCUGGCUGUCUGUCGAAUCUACCGCAGGCCAGCACUCGCACCAGAGGACGCUCACACAGUGGCCAAUCAGAGCAGCUGAAGCCUGAAGCUUUGUUGCGUCUGACGCUUGGCGGGCUCACCCUAACUCUGCUGCAGGAGGACCCGCCCACGAGCCUUGACAGAGCCUCAUCAUUGGCCCAGGUGUCUCAGGUGUUCUUUCGGGAGCUGGCGUUCUUCAGAGACAGCAUGUUCAGUGAGAGAGACUUCCAUCAUCUGAGAAGUGGCUUUUCCAAAGCCUGUCCACACUCUCAUCUAAGACUGACAGGAGCAGCAGUGCAGGUUGCUUGUGAGACGCGAAGCGGGAGGCGCCACAGCCGAGCCGUAACCUCUGACCUUUCCUUCAGCAGGCUUGAGCUGUUAGAGUGCCUCUGGGAGGACGGAAAGCCUCAGUACAAUGAGCUGCUUCAGUUCCAGAAAUCUGGUCUGUUCACAAUUGGAGCUGCAGCCAGACCAUGUGCCCAAUUACACUACAGCCUCAGUGAAAGACACCUGCGGAAGGGUAAACAGCGGGUGGUGCGUCGGGACAGUGUGGUGCGGGUGGAGCUGGCGGAGCUUUGUGCCGAGCUGGACCUGGACAUCCUGAGUCGCCUGGGGAACCUGAGCAAAGCCUUCAGCCACUGCCCCACACAGAGAGCCGGACCUGGACUUAUACAGACCCAGAGCAGUGAGCUGUACUCCUCCUUCACCCUCAUCUCCCCACACGCUGUCCUCAGGCUGCGUUUCCCCAUACCUGACCUGCGCCCCCUCCCUAAGCGUCGGCCUCCAACUCAGAGGGCAGUGCGGCAGGAGAUCUUGGUGCUGGAACUAACGGAGCUGGAACUGAAGCACCAGGAGGCCCCGGACCUCCAGGGCAGCCAGACCGCGCCGGGACAGCCGUGGGCUCCCUGCCUCACCCAGCUGCUGGAGGCGUCCUUCACUGACCUGCACGGGUCAUAUGAGGACUGGGAGGGCGGCUCUUUCCCCUGUAUCAGAGUGAAGAAGAACCAUGACUCUCUCCCCAGGUUAUCAGUGCAUGUGCGUGGAGGUGAGGCUCAAGGCCCGGCAGCAGGUCUGAGUGGGACCAACCUCAUCAGGGACCUGGGGGCCGCCUUCUUUGAAAGUCACUGUGAACUCAAUGACAAAACCAGCUCUCCGUUCUCUUCAAACCGCACCAUGUUUGAGACUGAGGAGAUGGUGAUUCCAGCCGACCCAGAGGAGAUGCGUCAGUUUCAGACGCAGUGUGUUGCUCAGUGUCAGUGUGCCGUGGACAUCAGCUUGCCACUGGCCUACAUUCUUCUGCCCAGUAAACAGGCUUUCCAGAGCAUCUACAACAGGAUCAACAAUGACCUGUUGAUGUGGGAGCCUCCUCCCCCUCCUCCCCCCUCAGGCAACAGCCCCAACCACAGCCGCCAUCGUCAUGACGAGUUCCAGCUCUGCAAGUCGGCCUUCAGACUGGACUCUGAUUCAGAGGAGGAUGAGCCUCCAUUCUACUUGGCCAGUGAAUCAGCUGGAAAGUCAGGUCCCCGUCCCAACCACAACCUGAGCCUCCUCUCGCUCACUGUGAUUAUCGGCAAAGGACGGCUUGAAGCCAGAACUGACAGAAAGGAGGACCAGAGUCAUGGGGAGAUUGUACUCGACCUGGAGGGAGGGAAGAUUUUCAGUGUGGCGCAGCACCAGAAUGACCCUAAUCUCAAUUUCCUGUGUCUGGAGAGCAGACGAGUGGAGCUGUACCACAAAGCGGUGGUAAAAGACACCCCUAUCCCACAACGGUUGGAAAUGCCGAGCUUCACUCCCCCAAAACACUUGGACCCUACCAUCUACCCCACAGAGGUGGGUGUGAGCAGCGUGAGCGGCAGGGAGGGGGAGCUACAGAUGUUAUCCACCGCCAUCAAAAUCACACUGGACCUCCAGAGGAAUGUUAAGGAGUUUCUAGUUGCCCUUCGACUUCAAGGUGCCACCAUGAGACAUUACAUGACGCAGACCAAUCAGAGCUGGCAUGAACAGCUGGUCGAGUUCCUGGAUGUCAUUGAUGAUCCCAUUCUGGGAUACACAGCACCUGCUGUCAUCACUGUCCUCCACACACACCUCGCUACCUGUGCUGUCGACUACAGACCUCUGUAUCUGCCACUGCGAGUGUUGUUCACUGCAGAGUCCUUCUCUCUGUCCAGUAACAUUAUCGUCGACACCGCCACCUUCCACCUCAGAUUCAUCCUGGAUGACUCUGCUCUUUACCUCUCUGACAAAUGUGAGACUGACACUGUUGACUUGAGGAGAGAUUAUGUGUGUGUCCUGGACAUCGACCUGCUGGAGCUGGCCAUCACCACAUGGAAAGGCAGAGAUACAGGCAAAUUGACUCAGCCUCUCUUCGAGCUCCGUUGCUCCAACAACGUGGUCCACCUGCACACCUGUGCCGAUUCCUGUGCCGCCCUCGUCAAUCUGCUGCAGUACCUGGUCGCCCAGGGGGACCUGCACCCCCCGCUGCGACACGCCUCACCCACUGAGAUCGCUGGCCAGAAACUACCACUGUCGGAGAGUCCUGCCUUUGUGCUGCCCUGCCCUCCAGCUGAAACCGCUGAGAUCAACCAGUACGAUCUGGCUGAUGCCUUAAUAGACACAGAAAAGAGCCACAGAGAAGACAGUUCAGAUCCAGGCUCUCCCUCAAUGCGGAGAGGCUCACCUGUCUCGGUUUACCUUUUCCCUGGUGAAGCCUCGAAGCACGGCCCCUCUGUCCUGCAGGGGGAGGACUCUGAGCUUGAUGGAAUGGUUGCUACAGCAACAGAGGCUCAGGUAGAUAUGAUGUCAGAUGAAGGCUCAGAUGGCUCCACAGACAACGACGACUUCUGCAUCCUGGAGGCUCCUGGCAUGGGCAUUCCUCCCAGGGAUGGGGAGCCCGUGGUGACGGUGCUAGCCCAGGGGCCCGUCAGGGUGAAGGACAGUCACUUCUCGAGGCCUCGUGGCAGCUCCGAUCUGCUCCGAGCCCCCAGUCGCUUUCCGGUGCCCCAGAGCAGGGUGGUGCUGCGGGAGAUCUCUGUGGUCUGGCAUCUAUACGGGGGGAAAGACUUCGGCAGCAAGCCCAUGUCUAUACAUGCCCAGCAGGCAAACAGAGGGCGUUCGGCCCCUGCUGGUGUUCGUGGGUCCCCCUCUCGCUCCGUUGCUUCCUCUCGUCCCCAGAACUCCUGGCGGUGGGCGGGAGGCAGCGGCCGUCAGCACACGCUCCUGAUGGAGAUCCAGCUCACCAAGGUGUCCUUCCAGCAUGAGUCCUAUCCACUGGCAGUAGCAGGGCAGGAUGGGGAGGGGUCAGUGGCAGCCAUGAUCGCAGCCGGUCCUGUCAUCGAGCAGCCCCUCUCCAGACAGGUGUUCAUCGUCCAGGAGCUGGAAGUUCGAGACCGACUGGCCUCCUCACAAAUCAACAAAUUCCUCUACCUCUACACCAGCGAGAGCAUGCCCCGCCGAGCCCACUCCAACAUGCUGACAGUGAAGGCCCUGCAGGUGUGUCCAGAGUCUGGCCUUGGUGGUCCAGAGUGCUGUCUUCGGGUCAGUCUGCUGCCACUACGACUGAACAUCGAUCAGGAUGCACUUUUCUUCCUUAAGGACUUUUUCAGUAAUCUAGCUUCAUAUGUUAACCCUUACCUGCCUGUGGACCCUGCAACUGAAGUGAAGGCAGACCCGUCCCAGAAGUUGUCUGAGGAGGCAGAGGCAGCUCCUGGUCUGGGACCUGACCUUACAGCAUCUGUUGAAACCACCUACAGUGAGCAGAGCUCCUCCUCUGCAGGCUCCACUUCCUCCUCUGACCAGCCAAUCUACUUCCGGGAGUUUCGUUUCACCUCUGAAGUGCCUAUCUGGCUGGAUUAUCAUGGCAAACACGUUGUCAUUGAACAGGGAACGUUUGCAGGGAUCCUGAUUGGCCUGGCUCAGUUAAACUGUUCAGAGCUGAAGCUGAAGAGGCUCUGCUGCAGACAUGGUCUCCUUGGUGUCGACAAAGUGAUCCAGUACGCCGUUACAGAGUGGCUGACAGACAUCAGGAAGAACCAGCUGCCAGGACUUCUGGGAGGUGUUGGCCCUAUGCACUCAGUUGUCCAGCUUUUCCACGGAGUGAGGGAUCUGUUCUGGUUGCCCAUAGAGCAGUACAGGAAAGAUGGACGCAUUAUCCGAGGUCUCCAGAGGGGUGCAGCAUCCUUUGGUACCUCAACAGCAUCAGCCGCUCUGGAGCUCAGCAAUAGACUGGUGCAGGCCAUACAGGCCACCGCAGAGACGGUUUACGACAUCCUUUCGCCAACACCACCUCUGAAUCGCUUCGCCAUCACUGAGGGCCGAGCCCCCUCCAGCCGACCUCGCAGAGCCGCCCAGCCUGCUGACCUCAGAGAGGGUGUGGCCAAAGCCUAUGACACAGUCAGAGAGGGAGUGAUUGACACGGCUCAGACUCUGUGCGAUGUAGCAUCCCGCGGCCACGAACAAAAGGGUCUGCCUGGUGCUGUGGGCGGUGUCCUGCGGCAGAUCCCACCCACUGUGGUUCGACCUUUGAUAGUGGCGUCCGAAGCCACCUCCAAUCUGCUCGGUGGCAUGAGGAACCAGAUAAAACCAGACGCCCGAAAGGAGGAUUUCCUGAAGUGGCGCACGGAGGAUGGUCAAGAAUGAUGGCGGCUUUUUGUUUAUGUGUGAGAGAGAAUGACUGUGUGUAUGUGUGCACAUGUGUGAGAGAGAUUAUUGAAAUUAUGAUUUAGGAAAGUCUGAUCGAAAAGAGUGAAUCCAGAGUUUGAAUGUGUAUUUGCAUGUGUGUAUGGUCUAAAGAGAAUCAGCCUGUGCUCCAAUGCAAAAACAAAGCAAAGACUAAUUACUACUGCAGUUACUAACAGCCAGUGUUGUAUGUGGCUCCAUCAUACAUGGACACAGCAGAUUUAAUUGUUGGCUCUCCUCAUAUCCCUCCUCUCAGUUAUACACUAGUCUGCAGAUGUUCCUUUGCAAACAUAUCACCGUCACACUGAUUUUCAAUCCAACAAAGGGCAGGAAGGAUCAUCACUCUCAAGGUUUGUAUUGCUUGUAAGGAAGACACUGAUGGAGGGCACUUCAAGUGCUUUAAACUCUUUAUAUUCUGAUUAAAAGUAGUGGCACAACUUUACCUUCCUCCCGUGGAAGCAGAAUAGUUUCAUGGGCAUCAAAACUCCAGCAGCAUUUGUGAAGCUCGUAGCAGAGACAGAGAGGAAAGAGUCAAGGAAUUGCCUUUUUCUAACACGCUCCAGAUGUUGGCAGAUGGUUUUCACCCUGACUUCACAACACCACACCGUGUGACUGGUACAGCUUCAGCCCCACUACGCACCCACUUCUCUCAGUGCUGUUAUUUGUGCCAUAAACCUUGCAGAGUGCCCUUUUUGAUGAGUUUGUUUUGCCUUCCUCAAUCCUGUUCUUUCCCUUUCACACAUAUACUGAUACACACCUGACUGAACAAAAUCACCUGAUCACAUGAAGUAUCUAAACUCUGUAGUGCAUUGGAUUUUGUUAAAACUUCUCAAAGUCAAGUUGGACUUAAGUUGUUAAUUGUUUUACAAAGUGAUGCCAGUCGAAGUCCCUGCAUUACAGCUCGUUUGUGCUUGUUUCCAUGAGGAGUUUAGAGCCUGGGGCCCUGAAUAAACCGACAGUAACUGCUUUGCCCACUUCUUUAGAUGCCUUCCUGCAUUUUUUCUCUAUGUGUUUUUUAUUUUGUCAAAAUAUAAGUAUUGUCGUACUCAUUUUCAAAAUAAGAGUUGAAAGGAUGUGAAUCUGGUGACUAUGGAGGAAGAAGAAUUAGGGGUUUUGUGAUUUAAAAAAAAAAAGUUUUACAUUUUUAUCGUUUUUGUUAUUUAGCGUAAGGGAUAUGUGCGUGUGUGUAUGUGUGUGUUUAAGUGCGCGCAUGAUGCAUGUCUGUGAUGGUGACAGGCUGAAGCCUGUUACGUCUCUUGUGUGUAAUUACUAUUUACUAUAUCAUAAACUGUAUGAAUGACCUGUAUAAUACAAAGACAAGGAGUAGACAAAAUUAAUACAAAAAAUAAAAAAUUUGAGUAUA
Messenger RNA from Paralichthys olivaceus (Japanese flounder), 7855 nucleotides. It is a transcript of the gene atg2a, whose product is annotated as autophagy related 2A. Gene Ontology annotation, cellular component: phagophore assembly site. Gene Ontology annotation, molecular function: phosphatidylinositol-3-phosphate binding. The record is from RefSeq and is a predicted model, not a curated record. Lineage: Eukaryota; Metazoa; Chordata; Actinopteri; Pleuronectiformes; Paralichthyidae. Gene Ontology annotation, biological process: autophagosome assembly; autophagy of mitochondrion; reticulophagy.